AACAAACUCGAUAUCUCGGGUAGAAUUUCUAUCAAGUCUUUGUGUCUUCGACACCAGGCAAUUUUUCGACUAUAGACAGAAGUUGCGAGCAAAGAUGUUGGCAACCUCUCGAAUUCUGUCCUUCGCUGCCCUUUGGCGUGCGUCGGCUGCGUUGCUCGUCGCAGAUGGAUCACCAUGCGGGACAAAAUGCGGCAAUGUGCUUAGCUCGACAACAAGCGAUAUGAUAGUCUGCGAUGAUUCGGCAUACAGUCUCUCAUCCCCAGGCCAAGUCUACCAAGCCUGUAUCGGUUGCGAGUCAACAAGUUCAUACACAACACCAAAUGGGGCACAGAAUAAAUCGGACUUACAGUAUAUGUUAUAUAAUAUGCGAUAUGCUGUAAAUGUAUGUCUAUUCGAGGCCGCAACGAACCCUUGCAUCACUUCUUUCGCCUGCGGUAACAUUCAAAGCGCGAUACAAUAUGGAAAUCUUACUUCCAGUAGUUCAAUAUAUGACUACUGCGACAAGUGGACCGACUAUAAUCUGGAUAAAUGUCACGCUUGCCUGACUUCGUCGUCCAAUAGCAACUAUCUUAACAACUAUAUAUCAAUCUUAGAUGGCGCCUGUAGGCUAAGGCUUGAACCACCAGCCACCCUCCCCUUGCAAGGCAACAUCUUUUCCACGGAUGUUGUAAAUGUAACAGAACCUACGCCAACAGCUACAUUCGCUCCGCCAGGCCUAAAGGGCCCCUUGGACGCCGGGGCCAUUGCCGGUAUCGUCGUCGGCGGAAUUGUUGUUCUUCUAGUUAUCCUUGGGUGUGGGGUCGUUCUCAACGGGAAACGGCGAAGAAAGGCGUAUCUCCGUCGCCGGGAGCAAACCGCCAAGAACUGGCCUUCGACUCACGGCGGUGGAGAAAUGUACGAGACGCCUGUCAGCCAGAAGCCCCUCCGAGGCUGGGAGGACUCGCCCAUCAGCGCGGCUACGCAGACAACGUUCCCGCCCUAUUUCUCGCCAUAUUCUUCGCAGUAUAACAGCCCCGUAAGCGCUUUCGAGGGCCCGAGCAACAUGGCGUGGCCGGUGGAGAAGUCGCACAACAACAUCGGUAUCGCGAUAAGCCCCGAUCGCGAGGCCUACUCUCCGUGGAGCGAUAGGAAGGGGAAGGAAAAGGCCUCACCGGUUGGAGAUGGCGGUUAUGAAUUGCAAGAGGGCUUGAACAGUGCCGGCGGUUACGAAAACAGCCAUCCGAUACAACCGGCGCACGCCUAUAACCCACCCAUACUAGGCCAUCCUGGUUACGGGAGGCGCAGUACGGGAUCCCAGGAAAGCCCGCAAGAGUAAAGAAGAGGAAAAUGCGAUUAUCUACAAUGUGGUGCUACUGAAUCCGGUGCGGCUUAAAUCUUUUUACUUUUAUGAUACCAGCGAGGAGUUGUGGUGUACGAUGAGAUACCUAAAGUGCGCGUUUAAUGAGUUACGCUGAAUUUCUUUGAUCAUCUAGGUGGAUGUACGUUAUAAUAUACCAUGUUUAAGGGGGUUACG
This is a messenger RNA of Daldinia caldariorum, 1513 nucleotides long. RefSeq lists its product as uncharacterized. The record is from RefSeq and is a predicted model, not a curated record. NCBI's taxonomy places the organism in Eukaryota, Fungi, Ascomycota, Sordariomycetes, Xylariales, Hypoxylaceae. Bases 95 to 1315 code for a protein of 406 amino acids. The transcript is spliced from 4 exons.